AGUGGAUUGGUGUUUGGUUCAGUUUGGAUUUUGAUUGUGUUAUAAGAAAUUAUUGAAGUGCCAAAAAAAAUUAAAAGUGUACCUUUUCGAGGAGUUUCAUAAUGUCGUACAGUUUCAAAUCACAUCGUGCGGAAAGCCCGACUUCGCGUCAAGAAUCGGAAAUGGCUGAGAGAAAAUUAAGAGAAUUAGUUGCCGCUGGUAAUAUUGGAGAUCCUGUGGAACGCCUCCGAUUGCUGUGUCUUUCCAGAGGAGCCACAGGGAUUUUACAUUUGGGAAGAAUAUUAAGAUUGAUGGACAAUCACGGUAGCAGAAAUUUGAGCCGUAGAGAAUUCCUACACGGUCUCAAAGAAGUAGGUUUAGAAUUAUCAGAAGACGAGACCAAAGAAGUAUUCCAUAGAUUCGAUACAAAUGGAGAUGGUAGCGUUAACAUCGAUGAAUUCUUACUAAGCAUCAGACCGCCGCUGAGUGACUCUAGAUUAACAAUCAUAGACAAAGCGUUUUGUAAAAUGGACCAUACGGGCGAUGGUUUAAUAACGAUGGAUCACUUGAAACAUUUUUACAAUGUAAAGGCCAGUCCUCGCUAUCAGGCCGGUGAAGAUAGCGAAGAAUCUAUCUUGUUAAAAUUUUUAGCGAAUUUUGAAAAAGAUACAGAACGGGAUGGAAAGGUUACCAAAGAAGAAUUCCUAAAUUACUAUUCUGCGAUUAGUGCUUCCAUUGAUAACGAUUGCUAUUUCGAUUUGAUGAUGAGGCAGUUCUACAAGCUUUAGACGUGCACAGGCAGCUUUCCUCACUAAAACUAAGUUACCCUAAGAUUAGUUUCUUGUAGAACGAAUUAAAACAAAUUUACGUUCUCAUUAUUCUGUUUUAACCACUGAACUAUAACCGUUACAAUGGAAUGCUAUUAUUUCUAAUAGCAAAAAAUGAGCAGUUUUGAUUUUGCG
Psylliodes chrysocephalus is the source of this 941-nucleotide messenger RNA. NCBI's taxonomy places the organism in Eukaryota, Metazoa, Arthropoda, Insecta, Coleoptera, Chrysomelidae. The record is from the annotation of a GenBank genome assembly.